Messenger RNA from Daucus carota subsp. sativus, 1124 nucleotides. RefSeq lists its product as uncharacterized. Gene Ontology annotation, molecular function: protein binding. Lineage: Eukaryota; Viridiplantae; Streptophyta; Magnoliopsida; Apiales; Apiaceae. The record is from RefSeq and is a predicted model, not a curated record. The coding region runs from base 334 to 708 and encodes 124 amino acids. The transcript is spliced from 3 exons.
GUUGUGACCUGUGCCAAAGGCUCGCGGUUAACACACUCCUCCCGACUCCCCUGUCUUUAAAUUAAAUACCAGCAGCUCACGUACAAACGCAAACCCUACUUCUCAAUUUCUCAAGCGCUUUUAAUCUCGAUUCUCAAUCUUCACUCGUUUUCAUUCAGGUCAAUUCUUGUCAUCAUUUUAUAUUCUUAAAAAUGCUUUUAAUUUGUCUCGUUUCCCAAUUUUCUAAUCACAACUCCAACAUAUCUUAACCGUUGAGUUCUAGUUAAGUCGCACACACUGACAUCAAUAUAUUCAGUUGAACAAGUGUUUGUUUACUUCUUGGGUUUGUAAGAAAUGAACAAAGAUCGCCCUGAGCCGCUUGAUUUCUUCAUCUGGACUGUUGAGGAUGUAGGCUUGUGGUUGGAGCAGGUAAAUCUUGGCAGCUACCGUCGAAUUUUCAUGGAAAAUGGUGUCAACGGAGAAUAUUUGGAAGGUAUGUCGAUGUUCACGACAGAACAAAUACUUAGGUUUAUAAGACAGUGCCACAUGAAAUGGGGGGACUUCAUAACUCUUUGCAAGGAACUAAGGCGAAUUAAAGUGGCUUGCUUGAAGGGGGAGCAAAGAGUGCGCCGCCCUUGGUGGGCUCCUCCUUGUUUCUCAAUAGUAUUCACUAAAGCUGCGAAGCGCAACAGGCAGGCAAGAGUAGUCUCCUUGAAGCUGGAAGCUUGAUUCGAGAUCCGCAUAUAUGUGCUUACCUUACUAUAUUAUAACGGUCUUUCUAAUGUGUGCCCAAGGGCACACAAUAAGCACAAACUUCCAUGAAAAUGGCUUGUUUUGAUUGGUGGAAUUGAUGUGAAUGCAGGGGGGGCCAUUUACAUUUAUUAUCCAUCCACCAAUCAAAAGCUAGAAUUCUCAUGGGAGUUAGUGACUAUUGUGUGCCCUUGGGCACACCAUAGAAAAUUCGAUAUUAUAAUAUUGUUUUGUUAUAGAGGAAAUACAGACUGGUAGGACUUUACGUCGUUUUGUUUUGUAUUUAUUUUCCUCUCACCCUUGUGUAAAGUAUGUCAGAUUGGUGCUGUUUUUGUUCUUCACCGGAGAACCUUUUCUGUGCAAUCCCUUGAGUAUAUGUUUUCUCUUAUGUUGAA